Molecule: messenger RNA, 4937 nt
Organism: Eucalyptus grandis
Lineage: Eukaryota; Viridiplantae; Streptophyta; Magnoliopsida; Myrtales; Myrtaceae
Product: putative pentatricopeptide repeat-containing protein At1g68930
Biological process (GO): RNA modification
Molecular function (GO): protein binding; zinc ion binding; RNA binding
Source: RefSeq, a predicted model, not a curated record
CUCUCUCUUCCUCUGCGGCCAAAACCAAGAAGAGAAAUCCUCAGAGACAGUCGCAUCAUCUCUCUCCCCAACUCCUCCUCGUGCGGCCGUUCGUCGGUGACGGGACGCCCCAGCGUCGGGCCGCAGAUAGGCUGAGCAACGACGUGAACCGACGCCGACGCGUGCUUUCGUGACGCGGCCUGAGCAUUUUCCUUUUCCGUCUCGGCAUGCAUUAAACGGCCGGCCCCGACUCCCAACGGACGAAGGAAAUGUCCGCCAGCUCCGACCGCUACUGUUCCUUACUGAAGCUCUGCUUCCACACCCGCAAUGUGAACCAAGCGAAGAGGCUUCACUGUCUCAUCAUCAAGACCUUGACCCGUCCCGAGACCAUCCUGUACAACACCCUCGUCGACGCCUACGCUAAACUCGGCAGUCUAAAGCACGCGCGCCACGUGUUCGACCGUAUUCCGCAGCCGAACCUCUUCUCCUGGAACACCCUCCUUUCUGCGUAUGCGAAAUCGGGGGACAUCACCAGGGCGCGGGAGAUAUUUGAAUCGAUGCCGAACAGGGAUGGAGUGUCGUGGAACUGUCUCAUUUCGGGGUAUGCGAACAGAGGGUUGGUGAUUGAGUCGGUGAAGGCCUAUAAUGAGAUGUUGAGAGAUGGGAGCGCGAACUUGAACAGGAUCACGCUCUCAACGAUGCUCAUAUUGUCUUCAAGUAAAAAUCGUGUGGAUUUGGGUCGGCAGAUACACUGCCAUGUGAUAAAGUUCGGAUUUUGGGCGUAUGUUUUCGUGGGUAGCCCUUUGGUGGACAUGUACUCGAAAGCGGGAUUGAUUCACGAUGCAAAGAGGGUUUUUGAUGGCAUUCCUGAGAAGAAUAUAGUAAUGUAUAAUACAGUGAUGACAGGGCUUUUGAGAUGUGGGAUGGUUGAGGAGUCUGAGCGCAUAUUUUGUGGAAUGAAGGAAAGAGAUUCGAUCUCAUGGACGACAAUGAUUACAGGAUAUAUUCAGAAUGGUUUAGAAAGAGAAGCAAUCAAAUGGUUCAGAAAGAUGAGUUUUGAAGGCUUGGCAAUUGAUCAGUUUACUUUUGGGAGUGUGCUAACUGCCUGUGGGAGUCUGGUGGCUUUGGAAGAAGGGAGGCAAAUUCACGCAUAUGCAAUCAGGACCAAUUACACCGACAUUGUCUUUGUAGGUAGUGCUCUUGUUGACAUGUACUGCAAGUGUAAAAAGAUCACAUAUGCUGAAAAAGUAUUUAGAAAAAUGACCAUUAAGAAUGUUAUAUCAUGGACAGCAAUGCUUGUGGGGUAUGGUCAGAAUGGGCUGAGUGAGGAUGCUGUCAAGGUUUUCUGUGAUAUGCAGAAAAAUGGCAUUGAACCCGAUGAGUUCACACUCGGGAGUGUGAUUAGCUCAUGCGCAAACCUAGCAAGCGUAGAAGAGGGUGCACAGUUUCAUUGUAGAGCCUUGGUUUCUGGCUUUAUUUCAUUUUUGACAGUUUCAAAUGCUCUCAUCACCUUGUACGGUAAAUGUGGAAGCAUAGAGGACUCUGAUCGGCUGUUCAAUGAGAUGAGAAUUAGGGAUGAGGUUUCCUGGACAGCACUGUCAUGUUAUGCUCAGUUUGGCAAAGCUAAGGAGACCAUAGAUUUGUUUGAGAAGAUGUUGGCCCAGGGAUUGAAACUAGAUGCUGUCACUUUCAUUGGCGUUCUUUCAGCGUGCAGUAGAGCAGGAUUAGUUGAGAAAGGACAAAAAUAUUUUGAAUCGAUGGUCAAAGAUUACAGAAUUACCCCAAUCGCUGAUCACUAUACUUGCAUGAUUGAUCUUUUUAGCCGAUCAGGAAGGUUAGAAGAAGCCAAAAAUUUUAUACACAACAUGCCCUUCCCUCCUGAUGCAAUUGGUUGGGCACAGCUGCUGAGCUCAUGUAGACUUCAUGGUAAUAUGGAAAUUGGGAAAUGGGCAGCUGAUUCACUGUUAGAAUUGGAGCCACAGAACCCAGCAAGCUAUGUUUUGCUCACAAAUAUCUAUGCAGCAAGAGGGAAGUGGGACUUUGUGGCCCAACUAAGGCGGGAUAUGAGAGAUAGAUCAAUAAAAAAGGAACCAGGAUGUAGUUGGAUCAAGUACAAGAACAGAGUACAUAUCUUUUCAGCUGAUGAUCAAUCAAGUCCUCAUUCAGAACUUAUAAGUGCUGAGCUGGACAAGUUGACUGCUAGAAUCAUAGAAGACGGAUAUGUGCCAGACAUGAGCCCAGUUCUCCAUGAUGUGGAGGAGUCAAAGAAACUGAAGAUGCUAAAUCGCCAUAGUGAAAGGCUUGCAAUUGCUUUCGGAUUAAUAUAUAUUCCUUCAGGCCUCCCAAUACGGAUUUUUAAGAAUCUUAGGGUUUGUGGAGAUUGCCACAAUGCAACAAAAUACAUAUCUAAAGUCACUCGAAGAGAAAUAAUCGUGAGAGAUGCGGUUCGUUUCCAUAUUUUUAGGGAUGGAACAUGUUCAUGCGGAGAUUUUUGGUGAUAUCUUCUCGGUAUGAUAUCUUUUCAAGGGGAUGAGAUUACCUUUCAGGUUACCAUAAGUGACAGAGGUUUUGUUUGAUAUGGAUAAAAAGGUUACUAAAGCAUUUAGCUUCUUCAGCAUCAUCUUCGUAGCUUUUAAAAGCUAUCACGCCAAGGGCAGUGAGUAUUUCCUGAGAAAAUUUUCAGGGUUUCAUGCCAAAGUUGGGUUAAUCUGCAAGAUCCUCGCGAAGUACUUGAUCCCAGUAAACCGAGGUGACCUUUUGUGGGAAAGGAAACCCUGAUAAUGCUCAUUAAUCUUGAUUUGGUGAGGAAGUGCAUAAAUUAUAGAAAGCUCUUUGUUUUAUCAGGAGGUGUGCUGAGAAAGAGGAAAGAAAUGUUUUCUUCAAUCAGAGUUUUUGGCUAGUUCUUGCUCUCUCAGGACAUGGAGAAUAUGGAUAUACAACAUGGACCCAGAUGUGCCUCAAACUCCUUAAGGAUGUUAAAAGCUGACCUAGACAUCAGUUUGAAGCGAUAUCUGCUUAAUCUGUGGCAAUUUAUUUCCAUGUCACUGGAAACACUUAAGCCACAGAAGUAGGGGGAUGUUUGGUGGGAAGCCUUCAUGUUUGGAGUUUCUCUUCUUUGUCCAAGGAUUAGAAUGAUUGCAGAGACAAUAACAGUGAGACAUUGAGGCAGGUUACCGCUUCCAUGUGAGAGGAAUGUACAGCAGAAAUACACUCAGUAACUCCCGCAAAGAUGAUCACCUAUCAGUAUCACAACUACCACAGUUUUGGGUAACUCUUCUUCUGGCGCACCAAGCAAUGGUGACACCAAAGGCCAGCGGUUUGUCUCACUAUUGAGUUCUGGGAGAGUCCUGGUUAAGUUCUUUAUUUGUUUAUGAAACAAGCACAAAUGAAACAGCACACGUGAUAUAGAUGAAUAAAAGUGAACAAUAAGAGAUAAAAUGUGUUGUUGACUUUCUUGACCAGUGAUUUUAACUUGUGCUUGCUGUUCUAUUGUAUCAAACAUGGUAGAUUAGCAGUAUCGCUAAACUCCCUUGCAGAUUACCAGUUGGAUAUGUUAGUUUCACUCUAUGGUGCACUUACAUUCACUUUCUGUGAGUUGGAACAUGGUUUGCAUUGCUUAGUCUGGAGAUGGAUUAAUACACUGAUGCUGCAGCUGACUUGUGCUGUCUAAAUACAGCUACAUCUGAAUUAGUUUUUAUCAACCCUUGCGGUGGUGGCUAUGAAUGAAUGCUAAUCUUGCUGAAUCCGUUGAGAUCUUGCGGCCCCAAAUUCUUGGAAGGAGCUGAUAAUUCGUUGGAGUCACAAUGGGAUGUUGGAGGGGGUGUGGUUUUGAAUGAUCUGGUUCCAAUGCUCCCACAAACACCAAUAAGUUACUACGACCAUAGUAGGAAAAUCGACGGGCAGAAAAACAUUUGCCCAAUAUAGUAAUUCAGACUGGAUAAGUUUCUCACAAAUACCAUCAUACUGCAAUAUUUUGAAGCGAAGACACCAAGAUAAUGUACCCCACGUGCCUUUUCUUGAUAUAUGCAAUACAUUGUUGGAUCCUAAUUAGCCACUUUCCAUAUUGAACCAUGAAGAGUUUGGAGAUCCUCUGCCACAAUUUUAGUCCAUCAUGAGUUAUGCGCCUUAUGAUGACAUUUGCGAAGGGGGAUGUCCUCUGUCAACCCUCUCCUCGUCAGCUCUUAUUUCUUUUAUUUGUAUUUGAUUGUUUCAUUUGUGUGAUUUAUUUCUCUUUUAGGAAAAGCUUUCACCUGAGUAUGUUCUUACUGGUAUAACUUCUCUAGCUAACACGUUUUGAUGUUCUGUGUAUGCAUGAAUUUUUUUUUAUUCUAACAAGUUUUAUUGUGUGGUAGUCUGUAAUCCUAUGGGACUCUGGUAGUGACUCCCAAGUGAAAUGAGUUCACGAAAAUGAUGUGCUCAUUUUCCAGAUUUGAAAAUUUAUCUUUUGUUGAUCUAGGAAACUGGUCACUUGUUCAUCUAUUUUCCUGCAGUUACUUUAGCUAGGAAACCCUUAAUUCCUUGUUAAUUGAAGUCUAUUCAUUCGAUUAAUUGAUUGUUACAACGCAGAUGGUUCUAUAUGUGAAGAUGCCCGGGAAUUCUAGUCCCUUCCCUGAGCUUCAGUAUGAAGGGCUGCUUGAUAUGCAGUCACCUGGAACUUAUAAGCAGUUGCCUGCCCUUCGUGUACUGGGAGUAGGCUUGCCAUCUAUGAAUAUGCUUAUCGAAGUUUCAAAGCCUGUUGUCUUUAAGUUUUAAUUUCUAUGCGAGAUUACAGGCCUCAAAUCUUGGACCUGUUCUUGAUCUGAACUCUGUUCCGAGUCUGUUACAAAUUUUACACAGUUACAUGCUGAGUCCUACAUGUUCUAUGCACCCAUCAACUUUUGGCCUGGGAAGCAUUUGCAACCCUUAAGGCUGUUUUGUUCUUACGCCUUCUCACUUUAAUUUUGCACUUUGUUAUCCAA